UGUUCCACCCAACAACAAUAUCGCAGAAACGCUGGAGGGACAUCCGUGGCCAUUAGGGGCUAGAUCAGGAGGAGCGGGCCCCACUAACACGUACGCCCAACCUCUGACUAGAAAUCGCCCCAGCAGCCCUAGUCAUUCCAUAAGUUCCGCGACCUCACAAGCGACGAAUUACAAUGCGCAAGAUAUUCGGCGCAUAUCUGAAUUGCUACAGGAACAGAGUGAGAUACUAAAGCAGAGGGAAGCUCUGGUGAUAGAACAACGUGCGUUUUUAGAUCGGAUCGACGCAAUCCGUCUGGAGGAUGACCCCGACGACCAUCCGCCUGCAGUCCCGACACUGUUUAGCCGUAAUGAUAGGUCAACUCAACAAAUACCGCCUACUCUAAAUUUAGGCUGUGUUGCUACACCAAGAGAACGAGCAUCGAACGUAUGCCAUCCGCCUCUUGAAAGUGGUUUUUUGCCUGGACUAUUGAAUCGUCAGCCUCCACUUAGCAAUCCAUCGGCCACUGUAAUGCAGGCAUUACUAAACAAAAUCGAAUCACUGGAACAACAACUGCAAGCGCGGCCAACAGCGAAUAGAGGAUGGCUUCCUCAACAAACAGCUGGUAUGCCAAACCACCAAUCCCCACUAGCGCCCAUAACCAGCACUGCAUAUGGCGUAUCUCCUCACCGACGUCUGACGAGUGACCAACUUGCGUCUCGUAAAUGCCUCCCCAGAGAACUACCGAAAUACAACGGCAAGCCAGCGGAAUGGCCGCUCUUCUAUGCCACUUACAAUCAAACAACCGAGAUCUGUGGAUUUUCCGACGAGGAAAACCUGAUAAGGCUCCGGCAAGCAUUAGAGGGUCCAGCCCGCAACGCGGUUAAGAAUCUGCUACUGCAUUCUUCUUGUGUUCCACAAAUCAUUUCAACGGUGCAAAUGAGAUUCGGGCGUCCCGAACUAAUAAUUAGCGUGCUGCAGCAACAAAUCUGCGAACUACAAACACCAUCGGAAAGUCAACUGGAAACCAUCGUAGACUUUGCUAUCGCUGUGCAAAAUAUAUGCGCAACUAUUAAAGCAUCGGGGCUUGCCAGCCACCUCAGCAACCCUGAAUUGGAGCAAAAACUUGUGUCGAAGCUGCCUGGUUUACUACCAAUGUACUGGGGAGUGCACAAGCAAGGCCUGUCAAACUGCAACCUACAGACUUUCAGUGAUUGGCUCUUUCAUCUGGCACAAGGAGCCAACUGUGUGCUCGUUCCAACUGAGCAAACGAAGGUGCGAAAACGUGGGGCUGUUAACCAUCAUCAUAAAACGGUAAGCUGUAUCGUUUGUAAGGAAAACUGUAGUGCUUUGUCUAAUUGCGACUCUUUCAAGGAAAUGUCUCGUAGCCAAAAAUGGGACACUGUACGCCAGCUUAAAUUGUGCCACCGGUGCUUGAAAAAGCAUUUGUGGUCCGACUGCAAAUCGAAGGGUACAUGUAACGUAAAUGGAUGUACUCGCUACCACCACCCUUUACUGCACAACGAACCUUCGGUUGCCACUAACGAACAAACGUGUAAAGCCAACAAGAAAACCCAGAUGGCUAAUAUCAACGCUCAUAACGUUGGCGAAGAGGGACCACUUUUCCGCGUCCUACCUGUAGUUUUGCACGCGGGUGCUAAUAUUGUGUCGACAUAUGCCUUUAUAGACGACGGCUCCUCUCUCACUCUAAUCGACGAAGAACUGCUACACCAGCUGAAUGUGAAGGGCACACCGCAGCCACUUUGCCUUCGCUGGACAGGCGAUACACACCGCUACGAAGACGAUUCAGUUACCGUCGACCUUGCCAUAUCAUCCAAACAGGGAACUGAAAAAUUUCCUAUGAAAGCAGUACGUUCUGUUAAGAAGCUCGAUUUGCCCACCCAAUCGCUUGACGCGGCGAAACUGCAAUCAAAGUUUAAAUAUUUAAGGGGCUUACCAUUACAGUCGUAUGGCAACGUAAAACCGCAACUUUUAAUUGGGCUAAACAACGCCGCACUUGGCUCUGCCAUAAAAUCCAGAUUAGGUGAUGACUCCGCGCCCAUAGCCGAGAAAACUAAGCUCGGGUGGACAGUUAAAGGUCACGGAUCAAUAGCACUUCAAGGCGCAACUCAAUACGUCUACCACAUAUGUGAUUGCUCUGAGCAUAAGGAACUUCUUCAGGCUGUUAAAUCCCACAUAUGUCUCGAUAAUUUAGGCGUGGUAGCCAAUGCCGCAGCGUUAAUGUCUAAAGACGAUGAGCUUGCCGUAGAACAGCUAGAGCAACACACAGUUCGAGUAGGUGAUCGCUUUCAAACUAGCUUGUUAUGGAAGCAUCCUAAUAUGCAGCUGCCAGACAGCCUGCCUAUGGCACAAUAUCGCGCGAGAUGCUUGCUUAAGAAAAUGCAACGUGACCCCAAACUUUCUGAGCAGCUUCAAGUUAAGAUUGCCGACUAUCUGCGGAAAGGAUAUGCCAGGCGAAUGACAUCCGAGGAUGCUGCCGCUGAUAGAUAUUGGUACUUGCCUGUUUUUGCAGUGAGUAAUGCUAACAAGCCAGGCAAGGUUCGCCUGGUGUGGGACGCAGCUGCUACGGUAAACGGUGUUUCGCUUAACUCUAUGCUCUUCGCCGGCCCUGACCUGACAACGCCACUGCUAUCAGUUUUAUUCAAAUUUCGACAAAAGCGCGUCGGCAUCACUGCCGAUAUAGAAGAGAUGUUCCAUCAG
This is a messenger RNA of Rhagoletis pomonella (apple maggot), 2698 nucleotides long. RefSeq lists its product as uncharacterized. The transcript has a single exon. The annotation marks the transcript as partial. The record is from RefSeq and is a predicted model, not a curated record. NCBI's taxonomy places the organism in Eukaryota, Metazoa, Arthropoda, Insecta, Diptera, Tephritidae.